AUGUCCAGAUCCGGCUACGACGCAGUCGUAGACGUCGACGACGAGGGCGACCUAGGCCACACCGACCUCCAAGAAGAUCUCGAAUUCCACCAAUCCAACUUCUCCGAAUCCUCCCCCCUCGGACGCAAAGGAACCAAAUCCACCCAACACACUUCGUCCACCACUGGCGGCGGCGGCUUGCUUCCGGCACCCGUAACCGCUUCUUCGAAUUCUAACUCCGGCUCCGGAGGAUCCGGCAAGCGGUUCCUCUGGACCUUAUCCUUCUACGCGCAGUUCUUUGACGUCGACACGUCUAGCGUGCUGCAGCGGUGCUGGGCGGCGCUCUACCCGCGGGCGAACUUUUUGGAUGUGCUGGAGGGAAACCCGGAUCUGUAUGGGCCGUUUUGGAUCGCGACGACGGUGGUGUUGAUUUUGUUCCUUGGAGGGACGAUUAGUGAUUAUUUGGCGCAGACGGGGAAGGAGGCUUUUGCUUAUGAUUUUCGAUUGUUGAGCGGUGCCGCUGGUCUCAUCUACGGCUACACAUUCGUCCUGCCCGUUGCUUUGUACCUCGCCCUGCGGUACUUUGGAUCCGAAUCCGCCAACUUGCUCGAGUGCUGGGCUUUGUACGGGUAUGCCAACCUCAUUUGGAUUCCCGUGGCGCUGAUUAGCUGGUCGCCGAUUACGAUCCUUAACUGGGUGUUUGUGGGCGUUGGGUUCGGCGUGUCGGUUGCUUUCCUGCUCAGGAACCUCUAUCCUGUGCUCAGCGCUACGGAUCGCCAGACAAGCAAGGUGUUGCUGUUUGUGGUGGUGGCGCUGCACUUUGGCUUGGCUCUGGCCAUCAAGGUGCUCUUCUUUGCGCAUGGAAGUCCGGCGUUGAAGGAUGGACCGAAGGGAGCUGCUCCUGGUGGCGGUGGGGAUGCGAAGCCUGCUGAUCCGGCUAUGAUGAUGAUAUUCUAG
Messenger RNA from Sordaria macrospora k-hell, 936 nucleotides. RefSeq lists its product as uncharacterized. Gene Ontology annotation, biological process: vesicle-mediated transport. Gene Ontology annotation, cellular component: membrane; Golgi apparatus. Gene Ontology annotation, molecular function: small GTPase binding. Lineage: Eukaryota; Fungi; Ascomycota; Sordariomycetes; Sordariales; Sordariaceae. The record is from RefSeq and is a predicted model, not a curated record.